AGGGGAAGGUGCAAUAACGAUAUCUUCAAACAGCACAACUACUUCCAGCUCAAAAUCAUCAGUAAGCAGUAGCCUGCAGCAGAGCACUAGAACUAAAACUUAAGUCAAAACAAAACAAAAAACAUAGAACUUAAAAAGGAGAGAUUAAAAUGAUAUUGUGAGGACAUCUCAAGCAUUUUAUCAGUCUUCUCUGAAUAUAGAGCAUUAUUUCGUCUUCACCCAAAAGCAAAGGAUAUUCCAAAAUUCUGCACUGAGGACGCAUUUUUCCUCUGGCUGCAUAUCCAGUCAAAUCAGCACCACACUCAUUUGCCAAAGGUCCAACCAUCUUUUAAUAGUGAGAUGGGUGUAGCUGAGAAAAUCUUUUUUGGUCUUUUCUUACCAAGUGUUUGGUGUAAAAGUUUCCACAUCAGUCUGCCAGAGAAGAUUGAAGCUCUGAGUGGAUCCUGUGUGCUCAUAGAGUGUGCAUUUGAGAUUGAAGAAAAAUAUGACAAAGACCUUACUGAGAGUGCUGCAGGAAUAUGGUUUAAAGAUAAUUCUAAAAAUCCAGUGUUUAACUCCAGAACUCCCAGUGAAAAACACUUUAGAGGGAAACUAACUGGAAAAAUAGAAGAGAAGAACUGCACCACUAUCUUUUAUGAUGUUAGUUCAAAUCACGAUGGAAAAUAUUACUUCAGGAUUGAGGGUAAUGGUGGACUGAAAUAUAACUAUCAAAAACCCGAUGUCACUAUAAAUGUCAUUGACUCUCCUCAUAACCCCACAGUGAAGUUGUAUGUGGAUGAGAAGGAGGUGCAGAGUCAGCAGGAGGUGUUGGAGGGGAGCUCUGUGUGUCUGUCCUGCUCUGCUGAGACUCUCUGUUCCUUUCCUCCAGCAACUCUCACAUGGAGCUCCACUUCCAGACUUCCCUUCAGUCUACAGGAGAAGCAGAAUCAAACUAAACUCAUCUCUCAUCUCAACUUCACUGCUACUCCCCUUCAACACACAGUCACUUUCACCUGCACUGUCACCUACCAGCUACAGAACAACAACAAAACAGCAAAGGAGUCCCUAAUGCUACAUGUUCAGUACUCCCCAAAAAACACAUCAGUGUCUGUGUUUCCCUCUGACCCUGUGUUGGAGGGCAGUUCAGUGACUUUGAACUGCAGCAGUGAUGCAAAUCCAGCAGUGAUCAACUACGCCUGGUACAGAGAUAAUGGAGAAGAGUUGGAGCAGCUGUUACGACAGACUGGGGACACUCUCAUCUUCAAUAAGGUCAUCUCAACACACAGAGGCUGGUACUACUGUAGAGCUCAAAACCAACAUGGCACCCAAAACUCAUCAGUGCUGCUUGACGUUCAGUAUUCUCCUAAAAACACAUCAGUGUCUGUGUUUCCCUCUGACCCUGUGUUGGAGGGCAGUUCAGUGACUUUGAACUGCAGCAGUGAUGCAAAUCCAGCAGUGAUCAACUACGCCUGGUACAGAGAUAAUGGAGAAGAGUUGGAGCAGCUGGUACGACAGACUGGGGACACUCUCAUCUUCAAUAAGAUCAUCUCAAAACAGAGAGGCUGGUACUACUGUAGAGCUCAGAACAAACAUGGCACCCAAAACUCAACAGUGAUGCUUGACGUUCAGUAUAUUCCCCAAAUCUCCACUUCUUCCAGCUGUAACAUAACUGAUGUAACCAUGUGUUUGUGUGAGGUUGAUGGGAAUCCCUCUCCUAUAGUGGAGUGGCAUCUGUCUGGACGUCCUGUCACUAACUCUACAAUCAUGUCCAUCAGUGAAGAGCGAUUGAGCAGCACAGUUUUGAGGAGCUUCAUCACUCUACAUCACUCACACACACACACAUCCAGUCUGCUGUGUGUCACCACCAACACUCAUGGCACUGCCAAAAAAAUAUUUCAACUGAAACAGACUGCAUCGUUUCAAAUGGACUUUCCCUCCCUGAUGAUUGGAGCUGCUGUAGGGGCUACAGUUAUGGCAAUCUUAUGUAUCACAGCACACCUGUACAAAAAAUGGAUCUGCAAGACUAGACGGGAAGACAAAACAGGACUUGUUCUGUCUGAUGGGGCUGUUUCACAGGAGAAUGAUGGGGAGUCUCUUUAUUCCAAUAAAGUAAUGCUGUCACAUGUUGGAGCCGCCAAUAUGAACCAUACAGAAAUGCUUCAUUAUUCCUCCUUUGACUUCAGAAAUACCAAACGGGAGUCAGCCGAAAUUAGGGGCGUCUCCUCACUUACUGCUGACUACGCCGUGAUCCGAUAUUGUCAAACCAAUGGCACACGGUGAGGCAAGGAUCAGAGGAGAUCCAAAACAUGAAUUUACCACCCAAUACCAGGUUGAUCACAAAGCAGCAACAGAAGCACAGCUGGUCUUAAGUGCAGACGUAGACGUAAAGCAAAUGGAAUCAAAGAAAAAUGGAGUAGCAUUGCAGACAGUCUCAGAGAAAACAUCUGACAUUUAUUCACAAAUACAAAAACCUCACCACCGAUAGAGAUCACAAGAACUAGACCACUACAUUUAGCAUAAUACUCAUAAAUGUAUAAUAAAGCAAUAAGACCCCCUAAAAACCUCUUGUGGCAUUGGGGGCGUGGUCAUGUGUCCGUCUGCGGGAGCGAGAGAGUCGUAAGGCUCGUCACCUGGUUCAUAACUGCCUCUAACACCUGUCUCUCAUUAUUUUGAUGGAGGAGGGAGACUUAAAAGGCACGUUAGAGCACAGAGAGGGAGAGAGAGAGAGAGAGAGAUUUACGAGCAGCUGCCCGACACAUUUGUGUGUUUGUCUUUUUGUUUAAGUUUUUAAACAAUUUAUUAAAAUAUCAUUUAUAUUGUCAAGCCGGUUCUCUUCCUUCUUCAGCAGAACACAAAUGAAAAUUUCUAGAAGAAAAUCUCAGAUCUGUAGGUUCAUACAAAGCAAGUUAACAGGGUCCAAAACUUUGAGGCUCCAAAAGCACAAAAAGGCAUCAUAAAAGUAAUCCGUUAUACUCCAGUGGUUAAAUUCAUGUCUUCAGAAAUGAUAUGAAAUGGAUGGGUGAGAAAAUGAUCAAUAUUUAAGUCCUUUUUUAGUUUAAGGGCAUACUCACACUAGUAUACUCAUACUCACACACUACUGUGCUUACUGCCUCGCUGGCCUGCCUUCACAUUGCACUUAAUGUUCCGGGCCUGAGCAUGAUUACGUUAUUACGAUGCAACUUUUUGUUUUGAAGAAAACAGGAAGAAAAGAGCUCAGCGCAGAGCACAAUGGAGUCCAUCAUUGUAAUGUUAAUUUGUGGCUUAUUUUCAGUCAAUUGAGGCACGGUGACACAUGGCCCUCUCACAUGCCUAAUUGUAGACAGCAUCGUACUACUGGAAUUUAUAUUUUACGUCUGAUGAGAAGCCAGAUUUACGUAGUGCAUCCCAUACCUUCAUA
Molecule: messenger RNA, 3376 nt
Organism: Xyrauchen texanus (razorback sucker)
Lineage: Eukaryota; Metazoa; Chordata; Actinopteri; Cypriniformes; Catostomidae
Product: B-cell receptor CD22
Exons: 11
Coding region: 340-2259 (639 amino acids)
Source: RefSeq, a predicted model, not a curated record